Messenger RNA from Vicia villosa (hairy vetch), 2121 nucleotides. Its product is annotated as disease resistance protein RUN1-like. The transcript is spliced from 5 exons. The record is from RefSeq and is a predicted model, not a curated record. Gene Ontology annotation, molecular function: protein binding. Bases 1 to 2121 code for a protein of 706 amino acids. Lineage: Eukaryota; Viridiplantae; Streptophyta; Magnoliopsida; Fabales; Fabaceae. Gene Ontology annotation, biological process: defense response.
AUGUCUUUCCAUACUGAGAGACUAGAGCCGAGAGAGAAAGAAAUAUUUCUGCAUAUUGCUUGUUUCUUUAAAGGGGAGAAGGUGGAUUAUGUGAGGGGAGUUCUAGAUGCUUGUGGAUUGCACCCUGAUAUUGGAAUUCCACUUAUUGUUGAAAAAUCGUUCAUAACAAUUAGAAACAAGGAAAUUCAUAUGCAUGGAAUGUUGCAAGAGUUGGGGAAGCAAAUUGUUCGGGGACAACAUCCGUACGACCCAGAGUUCUGGAGUAGAUUGUGGCUUUACCAGGAUUUCCAUCGCGUGGCGAUGACAAAAAUGAAAGCACCGAUAGAAACUAAAGCCAUAGUUCUAGAUCAAAAGGAGGAUGGCUUAGAAUUCAAUCAGUUGAGGGGUGAAGAUCUAUCAAAAUUCGGAAGCCUGUAUUUCUUUCUAAUUCCCUAUGUUAUCUUUCCGUGGAAUGGUUAUCCUUUCCCUUCUUUGCCUUCAAAUAUUCAGCUACAUAACCUCGUCGAAUUGAAUAUGCCUGGCAGCAACCUCGUCGUAUUGUGGGAAGACAGUCAGCGUCUACCUUGUUUGAAAAGGAUGGAUCUGAGCAACUCCAAAGAAUUAAUGGUAACUCCAAAUUUUGAAGGGAUCCAAAAUCUGGAGCGGAUAGAUUUUACAGGAUGCAUAAACCUGUUGCAAGUGCAUCCAUCAGUUGGACUUCUUACAGAACUUGUAUUCUUGAGUUUGCAGAACUGUACCUGUCUCACCAGCCUUGAUUUCGGCAGUGUAUCAAGAGUAUGGUCUCUCAGAGUUCUGCGUCUCUCUGGUUGCAUAGAAUUGGCAAAGACUCCAGAUUUCACAGGAGCAUCAAAUCUUGAGUACCUUGAUAUGGAUCGAUGUAAAAUUUUAUCUGAGAUCCAUAAAUCUAUUGGGGCUCUUACAAAGCUUAGAUUCUUAAGUUUCAGAGACUGCACAGAGUUGUUUCCAAAUCCUAACAUCUUUGAUAAUAUGACAUCUCUUACGUCUCUGGAUCUACGUGGCUGUGGGAGAUUUUCAACUCUGCCCCUGCCAAGCACCACCCUCAAUUCUCCUUCUCCUCUGGAAUCAUUGAUUUUCCUGGACUUAAGCUUUUGCAACAUUUUGGUAGUACCUGACUCUAUUGGAGACUUAAAGGGUUUAGAAAGACUAAAUUUACAGGGAAAUAGGUUUAGCACACUUCCUACUACAUUCAAGAGGCUUUCCAAUCUAGCAUAUUUAAACUUGUCACAUUGUCACAAACUUAAAAGAUUGCCAAAGCUCUCAUCCAAGAGUGGCCAAUCAGAUUCACUGGAAAGGUAUUUUACAACAACAUCUGGAUCGCGUGAUCAUAGGUCUGGAUUAUAUGUUUAUGACUGUCCCAGGAUAGCUAAGCGGUUUGCUCUUGAGGAUCUAGACAUUCCAUUUAAAUGGCUAAAAAGACUAUUAAAGGAACCUCGUCAUUUUCGAUGUGGCUUUGACAUUGUUCUUCCUUUGCAUGGUAAAUAUGUUGAUUCACAUGGAAACCCUUCAAUUCCACAGUGGUUCAACCACCAGUUUGAGGAAGGUUCAGUAAUAAGGAUAAAUAACUCUGAUAUGCAAGUUGAUUGGGCUGGCUUUUCCUUUUGUGUAGCAUUUCAAGUAGAUAUCCGCCAAGCAGUAACUGACUUACAUCGUCAUUUUCAUUUGCCACCGUCAAUUCCUUUUUUUCUUUCUUUUGAAAGUGAACACACAGAAGAAUGCUUUGAUAUGCCGCUUAGUUUGGAACGAAAUAAGGUGGCUAGCUCAAAUUAUAUUUGGGUAAUCUAUAUCUCUCGUGAACACUGCCAUUUUGUGAAAACAGGAGCAAAAAUCACAUUUAAAGCUGGCAGUGGUUUGACUAUGAAGAAGUGGGGGUUCCGUGUGCUAACCAAGAAGGGCGUAGAAAGGACACCGAGAACACAACUUCCGUUGUUGUCCAUUGAGAAUGUAGAUGAAAGAAGCAGCAGAUUUGAGGGUAAAAUCAAGCUUCCUUACAAUUGGUUAGUUUCUUCUGAAGAUGAAGUUGAGAAUGAUGAAGCCAAGGGAAAAGAAAUCAAUCUCUUUAAUCUAGGCCUUUUGACAGGCCAACUACACUUCCAUUUAUAA